This is a messenger RNA of Vitrella brassicaformis, 874 nucleotides long. The record is from the annotation of a GenBank genome assembly. Lineage: Eukaryota; Vitrellaceae.
AACGUGUCCUCCUAUCGACCCAAAGUCUUAUCAAUCGCGCACCCAUGAAGCACAUCGCUCGCAGGAUGCUCUGGCCUAUUUCGCGUCUUGUGAGGCAAGGGCAGAGUGCUCUUUUGCCUUCCUCCUGCCGCCUUCUCCCCUCGGCACCCGAACACUGAUGCGCAACGGCGGCAGAUCCUCCCGUCUCCAGUCCUCCCCCUUCCUCUCAGCCUCAGUCGCCCACUCCCUCUCCAUGACAUCCUCCUCAUCGUCUUGCAGAUCCUCGUCUGCAUCCUCUCGCUCAGCUGUCGCUCCACAAGGCUGCUGCGUCAUGUUUGAGUCGUAGAAAUACUCGUAAUUUGGGUCCUUGUUGAAACGCUGUUGUGGCGGCUCGUAGAGUCCGUCGAUUGGUGGAGAAGGGCCGAGGAAAGAGAGGAGAAAGCGGCGUGGGGGACGGCGCAUGCAGAGCUCUGAGCAAGGGAGGUCAACGUGGUGAAGCGGUAGACUGUCUCGGCCAUUGCAAGAGCAGACACUGCGGCGUGCAUCAAAUGUGCAUGAGGCCCUCACCUGCGAAAGACAGACAAAGACGCCAUCUGCAGUGUCUCCUCGCCGUUUGUGUGUGUUGUGCCUUUUCUCACCGGCGGGGCUCGUACACAUCGGUCGCCGCGCCUGUUUGUUUUGCUUCCGUAGACACGGCAGCGUGACGAUUGUCCCCCUCCGACCACGUCAGCCACGUCGAAACAUUCCUCCCCGCAUGAAUGCGUCGCAGUCUGAGAGCGCCUCUGAGUCGUAAUGUCCUUCUGUGUUGCAUACGGUCUUUCAAAGUAGAGCCCCGUGCCGUUGUACGGCUCCCCAAGGCAGAGCAGCUGCAUAAAAGGAGAACGAACAAAAUAGC